Drosophila ananassae is the source of this 951-nucleotide messenger RNA. RefSeq names its product NADH dehydrogenase [ubiquinone] iron-sulfur protein 3, mitochondrial (gene ND-30). Gene Ontology annotation, molecular function: NADH dehydrogenase (ubiquinone) activity. The record is from RefSeq and is a predicted model, not a curated record. Lineage: Eukaryota; Metazoa; Arthropoda; Insecta; Diptera; Drosophilidae. The transcript is spliced from 3 exons. Bases 109 to 894 code for a protein of 261 amino acids.
UUCGAAUUUCCAGCCCUGGGACUACAACAACUGUAUUGACAUUUUAGCAUUACAUAAAUUGUCAAAACUGGUGCAAAUUGUUGAAUUUAAACUAAACAAUUCGUACUAAUGGCGGCCUUAAUCAGGAAUCUGGGUGCCCGGGCCGCUGUCGCUGCCCUUGCGUCCAAACAUGUGGUGCCAGCUGUUGGAGGAGCUGCUCUCCGGAUGUCCACCUGCCCACCGACAAAAGCCGACAAGCCUACCAUCCGUAAGCCGGAUGCCGUCGCCAGGACACAUCUUUCGGACUUCGGUCGAUAUGUGGCCGAGUGCCUGCCCAAAUAUGUGCAGAAGGUCCAGUUGACCUCUGGAGACGAGCUGGAGGUCCUUAUCGCCCCCGAAGGAGUGGUGCCCGUGCUGCAGUUCCUCAAGGAUCACCACCAGGCGCAGUUUACCAACCUAGUAGACAUUGCUGGCGUGGAUGUGCCCUGCAGGAAGCACCGUUUCGAGGUUGUGUACAACCUCCUGUCCCUGCGCUACAACUCGCGCAUCCGGGUGAAGACCUACACCGACGAACUGACCCCAUUGGAUUCUGCCUGCGAGGUCCACAAGGCGGCCAACUGGUACGAGCGUGAGAUAUGGGACAUGUACGGCGUGUUCUUCGCCAACCACCCAGACUUGCGUCGCAUUCUGACCGAUUAUGGGUUUGAGGGACAUCCACAGCGUCGGGACUUCCCCCUUUCAGGCUACGUGGAGCUCCGCUACGACGACGAGAAGAAACGUGUGGUCUGCGAGCCUCUGGAGUUGGCCCAGGAGUUCAGGAAGUUUGACCUGUCGGCUCCCUGGGAGCAGUUCCCCAACUUCCGCAACGCCAAUCCUCCUGCCGAGGUGAUCCCCCCCCAGCCUGAAAAGAAGUAAUCCCCUAGGUCGGCGUGUUAAAUGGUAAUUAGAUCAAUAAACGAGAUCAUCAAACGA